GAAUAUUCAAACGGGCGUCACGAGAAACAGCGCGUCACAUAAAAGGAUACAGGUGAGGUCACCGAGACACAGAUACGCAGCUGGACAGUCCGCGCAGAGGGCAGCAGACGGGCUUACAUCGAUACUUAAAUAAAGAAGAAAAAAAUAGAAACAGCAACACUGGGGCAGUUUUGAAUUCCUCAAGCAUAAAAAGGGAACUAAGGUUGCAUCACUUAUAAAAGAAAGCUCUGCGAGGAACGCCAACAUGUUCACUUGGGUAAAUAAGGAACAGGGUGGAAGGAACAAGGAGGGAGACAUGUUUCAAACGGUGACUGAGGGACUUCAGAGUCUUUAUGUGAAAAAACUUCUGCCUUUGGAGGAGACCUACCUCUUCCAUGACUUCCACUCACCGGCGCUGGAGGAGGCGGACUUCCAGAGCAAGCCUAUGGUCCUCCUGGUCGGACAGUAUUCCACAGGGAAGACCACGUUCAUAAGGUAUCUUCUGGAGCAAGAUUUUCCAGGGAUGCGAAUUGGCCCCGAACCAACGACAGAUGGAUUCAUAGCUGUGAUGUAUAAUGAGAACGAAGGGAUUGUUCCUGGAAAUGCCUUGGUUGUGGACCCCAAGAAACCUUUCCGCAAACUCAAUGCAUUUGGAAAUGCCUUCUUAAACAGGUUCAUCUGCUCACAAAUGCCCAACCAAGUUCUGCAGAGCAUUAGCAUCAUUGACACGCCAGGGAUCUUGUCUGGCGAGAAGCAGCGCAUAAGCAGAGGCUAUGAUUUCUCUGAGGUUCUGCGUUGGUUUGGAGAGCGAGUGGACCGUAUCAUUCUCCUCUUUGAUGCCCAUAAGCUAGAUAUCUCUGAUGAGUUUUCUGAAGCAAUCAAAGCUUUCCGUGGGCAGGAUGACAAAAUCCGUGUGGUACUGAACAAGGCCGACCAGGUGGACACUCAGCAGCUGAUGCGGGUUUAUGGUGCGCUGAUGUGGUCGCUGGGGAAGGUGAUCAACACUCCAGAGGUGGUGAGAGUCUAUCUUGGCUCUUUUUGGGCCAAACCUCUUCAAAAUGCAGACAACCGGCGUCUGUUUGAAGCUGAAACACAAGAUCUCUUCAGAGACAUCCAGAGUUUGCCUCGCAACGCUGCCCUGCGCAAGCUGAAUGACCUCAUCAAAAGAGCUCGUCUUGCUAAAGUGCAUGCUUACAUCAUCAGCUACUUGAAAAAGGAAAUGCCCUCCCUGUUUGGAAAAGAGAAGAAAAAGGAGGAGCUGAUUGCCCACCUGCCUGAGAUCUAUCAGAUUCUGCAGAGGGAGCACCACAUCUCACCUGGAGACUUCCCUAACGUCAUUAAAAUGCAGGAGCAACUGCUACACUACGACUUCAGCAAGUUCCCUUCUUUGAAGGUGAAGUUGAUUGAAUCUGUGGACAGAAUGUUGUCCACCAAGAUCUCAGGUCUUAUGAACAUGAUCCGAGAGGAAGAAAGCAAACAGCCUACUCAGAUGGUAAUGGGAGGAGCAUUUGAGGACUCAUCCGACGGGCCUUUUGGCCACGGCUAUGGUGAGGGUAUCAGUGCAGGGGCUGAUACCGAGGACUGGAUCGUGAGUCGUGACAAACAUCGCUACGACGAAAUCUUCUACACGCUGAUGCCUAUCAAUGGAAAGGUAACUGGCAUCAAUGCCAAGAAGGAGAUGAUGAAUUCUCGUCUGCCCAACACUGUACUGGGAAAGAUCUGGAAGCUGGCAGACUGCGAUAAGGACGGCAUGCUGGAUGAUGAAGAGUUUGCGCUGGCUCAGCACCUUAUUAAAGUCAAACUGGAGGGAUUUGAGCUUCCUGCAGAGCUACCUAAUCACCUAGUGCCUCCAUCGCACAGGAAGAACCCAACCGCAGACAUCUUGUACAACCACCAGGAGGAUUGAUCAGCUUCAUAUCUGUAUAUUUAUCAGCCAGCUGCUAGCACAAAGUGGCCUUUGAAUAUUGAAGUCUUACUUCAGUCAAAAAGGGAUGACAUUUUAUCUUUUAUCUUCAACAGUGCAUGUCUUGAAAUUAGACAUGUAUGACUUUCACAUGCCUAAGUUUGAGUAUGUUUAAGUAUAAGUGCACUAACUCAGUGUUAAAGAACAACAUAUUCAUACAUUUUAAAGACAAAUAUUUUUAAAGGCAUACAAAUUCAAAUUACCACGACAGCGUUUUAGUGCCACGUUAAAAAAAAAUCUAAGAUUACAUGAUUAAAAUCGAAAUAUUUCGAGAAUAAAGUCAAAAUUAUGAAAACAAAGUUGAAAUAUUACAAGAAUAAAGUUGAAAUGACAAGAAUAAAGUUGAAAUUAUGAAAAUAAAUUUAAAAUAUAACAAGAAUAAAGUCGAAAAUACAAGAAUAAAGUUGAAAUAUUAUGAGAAUAAAGUCGAGAUUUUAAGAGAAUAAAGUCAAAAUUAUGAGAAAAAAGUUGAAAUAUUACAAGAAUAAAGUUGAAAUAUUUCGAGAAUAAAGUUGAAAUUAUGAACAUAAAUUUAAAAUAUAACAAGAAUAAAGUCGAAAUUACGAGAAUAAAGUUGAAAUAUUACAAGAAUAAAGUCAAAAUUAUAAAAAAAACACAGUUGAAAUAUUACAAGAAUAAAGGCGAAAUAUUACGAGAAUGAUGUCGAAAUAUUAUGAGAAUUAAGUUGAAAUUAUGACAUUAAAAUCUAAUAAUUUUGAGGAUAAAGUAAAAAUUACGAAAUUAAAGUCUAAAUAUUUCGAGAAUAAAGUUGAAAUAUUUUGAGACUAAAAUCGAAAUUAUGAGAAUAAAGUUGAAAUAUUACGAGAAUAACGUCGAAAUAUUUUAAGAAUAAAGUUGAAAUUACGAGAAUAAAAUUUAAAUAUUAUGAGAAUAAAGUCAGAUCUCCUGGUGCUCUCAAUCUGGGGUAUUUGCAUGCACAGUAUAGGCUUUACUCUCAAAAUAUUAUAACUUUAAUUUCUACGAUUUAAAUUCUCAAAAUAUUUUGACUUUAUUCUUGAAACAUUUCAACUUUAUUCUCGUAAUUUCGACUUAAUUUUAGAAACAUUUCAACUUUAUUUUUAAAACAUUUCGACUUUAUACUUGAAAUUUCUUGAAAUUUAUUUAUUCUUGAAAUUUCUGAAAUAUUGACUUUAUUCUCAAAAUAUUAUGAGAAUCAACUUUAUUCUCAUAAUUUUUACUUUAUUCUCAAAAUAUUAUCACUUUAAUCUCAUAAUCUUAGAUUUUUUUUUU
Labeo rohita (rohu) is the source of this 3193-nucleotide messenger RNA. It is a transcript of the gene ehd4, whose product is annotated as EH-domain containing 4. Gene Ontology annotation, biological process: endosomal transport; endocytosis. The transcript is spliced from 6 exons. Gene Ontology annotation, cellular component: cytoplasm; plasma membrane. The record is from RefSeq and is a predicted model, not a curated record. NCBI's taxonomy places the organism in Eukaryota, Metazoa, Chordata, Actinopteri, Cypriniformes, Cyprinidae. The coding region runs from base 245 to 1885 and encodes 546 amino acids. Gene Ontology annotation, molecular function: GTP binding; calcium ion binding; protein binding.